This is a messenger RNA of Labrus mixtus (cuckoo wrasse), 1371 nucleotides long. It is a transcript of the gene pnp4a, whose product is annotated as purine nucleoside phosphorylase 4a. The transcript is spliced from 7 exons. Gene Ontology annotation, cellular component: cytoplasm. Gene Ontology annotation, molecular function: purine-nucleoside phosphorylase activity. The record is from RefSeq and is a predicted model, not a curated record. Lineage: Eukaryota; Metazoa; Chordata; Actinopteri; Labriformes; Labridae. Gene Ontology annotation, biological process: nucleoside metabolic process. The coding region runs from base 157 to 1044 and encodes 295 amino acids.
CACUCUGACUGUCCUUCUGUCACACACACACACACAACCACACACACACAUUCUGUGCCACACAGUUUGUAACAGAGGUUUCUCACAGAAACUCACACGCACACGUCUUUCUGCUUUACAUACAACAUCACAUUGGUCGCCAAUCAUCCAUCCAUCAUGCACAGCAAAGAACAGAUCAGUCACGAUGAAUACCAGAAGACAGCUGAUUGGUUGAUGUCUCAGACGAGGCACCGCCCCCAGGUGGCGAUCAUCUGCGGGUCCGGACUGGGCAUGCUCGCUGACACCCUCAAGUGUCAGGACACCUUCGCAUAUGCUGACAUCCCGGGCUUCCCACAGAGCACAGUUCAGGGUCAUGCAGGUCGGCUGGUUUUCGGGGAGCUGAAAGGGAAGUCGUGUGUUUGCAUGCAGGGUCGCUUCCACAUGUAUGAAGGACACUCACUGCUCAAGACAACGUUUCCAGUUCGGGUCUUCAAGCUGUUGGGAGUGGAGACUCUGAUUGUGACGAAUGCAGCCGGCUCAUUGGCUGACGGCCUCAAGCCUGGUGACAUCAUGAUCAUCAAGGACCACGUUAACUUCCCGGGAUUGGUCGGUCUGAAUCCACUGAGCGGACCCAACGACGACAAGUUUGGGCCACGUUUCCCAGCCAUGUCUGGUUGCUAUGACAAAGGUCUGAGAUGCCAAGCGAUGGAAAUCGCCAAAGAACUGGGCGUGGCCGGACUCAUGCAGGAGGGUGUGUACGCCAUGGUGGGCGGACCGAACUUUGAAUCCAUUGCAGAGGCCCGACUGCUGCAUCGACUGGGGGUGGACGCUGUCGGUAUGAGUACAGCUCCCGAGGUUGUGGUGGCAACUCACUGUGGUCUGAGAGUCUUCGGUCUCUCUCUGAUCACCAACAAGGUGGUAAAGUGUUAUGAGGACACGGACAGCGUGAACCAUGAGGGCGUCCUGGAAGUCGGCCGACUGCGCUCAAAGACUGUACAGCAGCUGGUGACUGAAUUGAUCGGCAGGAUGGAGAUCAACAACAACAACACAACUAAUGCUGUCUAAACACACACACAUAAACACUCUGUAUAUAACUGAUUGUUGUAUUACUGCAUUUUUAAGAGCUUUUUAAAAACAUUUUAAUAAUCAUCUUUCAUGUCAUUUUGUCAUGGCUGUAAUUUAAAAACCUUAUUUAUACCAAAAAGUUUGCUAAUAAUUUUCUAUCAGGGUAGUUGAAUGUAAGUAUUCAUUUAUGAUAUUUUAUGAGUCAUACAGAUUAAUAUAAUGUUGACCUUUGUGGUUUUAAGGUGCUAUAAUAUAAAAUGUGCGAGACAGAGACUUUUCUUAAGAUUAAAACAAUGAUUGAAUAAAUAAAACAUGCUGUCAAUCCUC